AUGGUGAUGAUUAUCGCCGCCGCGGGCGUAGGGCUUGCGAUAGGCGCCCUUGCCUCGCCCCGACCGCUCGUGGCCUUUCUUUCCGCCAUGUCCAUCUACAUCGUCACCCUUCUUAUUGUGUUCUCUGCUCUUCAUAUCCGACUUGUCAGGCGUCGCCGCAGAACAGUGAGCAGAGAACUGUCUUCUCAUAACCAACGUCGCACUCCAUUUGGUUAUAACAUCUUUUGUCUAUUCAGUGGUGGUCACACUAAGGAGAUGCUCAUGAUGAUGGACGAUGGCUUCUGCAACUUUGAUGGUUUUCACCGACGGUACUUGGUCUCCUCCGGUGAUACCAUGUCGGAGGAUCAUCUUGAAGAUUACGAAGCAGACCUGAAGGCACUGUGUGCUGCUGAGGGGACCAAUCCAGGAGCAUACGACGUUUUCACCGUCACUCGUGCGCGCCGUGUUCACCAAUCACUCCUGACUACCCCCUACACGGCCUUUCUCAGCCUGGUCAGCAUCUUUCCGGCUUUGUUGACUCCGCCACCCAAGAUUGAUGGCGCCGAGCUUGCAUAUCCUACCUGUAUCUACUCCAACGGACCCGCGACUGGCUUCUUUGUCGGCCUGGCAGUGCACAUUCUCAAGCUCCUGGGCAGGAUACCCGAGAACUCAAUGCACUUCAUCUAUAUCGAGUCUUGGGCGCGCAUCAGUACCCUGAGCCUCACGGGCAAGCUCUUCUACUACACUGGCAUCGCGGACGUUUUGGUACAGCACCAAGAAGUUGCUGAUAAGUAUGGGCUCAGGAACUGUGGUGAGAUGGUCUUCAACGCUAGGCGACCGGAUAUUUCAUCGACAGAUGAUAAGAUGAUGGGUUGA
This is a messenger RNA of Fusarium fujikuroi IMI 58289, 855 nucleotides long. RefSeq lists its product as uncharacterized. Gene Ontology annotation, cellular component: UDP-N-acetylglucosamine transferase complex. The transcript is spliced from 2 exons. The record is from RefSeq and is a predicted model, not a curated record. Gene Ontology annotation, biological process: dolichol-linked oligosaccharide biosynthetic process. Bases 1 to 855 code for a protein of 284 amino acids. Lineage: Eukaryota; Fungi; Ascomycota; Sordariomycetes; Hypocreales; Nectriaceae.